Molecule: messenger RNA, 1379 nt
Organism: Chionomys nivalis (European snow vole)
Lineage: Eukaryota; Metazoa; Chordata; Mammalia; Rodentia; Cricetidae
Gene: Mmp7
Product: matrix metallopeptidase 7
Exons: 6
Coding region: 24-836 (270 amino acids)
Biological process (GO): extracellular matrix organization; proteolysis; collagen catabolic process
Cellular component (GO): extracellular matrix
Molecular function (GO): metalloendopeptidase activity; zinc ion binding
Source: RefSeq, a predicted model, not a curated record
GAUCGGAGAACAAUUACCUUUUGAUGCCAGUUAUGCAGCUCGCCCUGUUCUGGACUGCGUGUCUGCUGCCAGGCCACCUGGCCCUGCCACUGUCCUGGGAGGCUGGAGAUGUGAGCACACUGCAAUGGGAACAGGCCCAGAAUUAUCUUAGGAAAUUCUACCUUCAUGACUCGAAAAGAAAAGAAGACAACAGCCUAGAGGCCAAACUCAAGGAAAUGCAGAAAUUCUUUGGCCUGCCCAUGACUGGAAAGCUGUCCCCCCGUACCGUGGAAAUAAUGCAGAAACCCAGGUGUGGCGUGCCAGAUGUUGCAAAAUACUCACUAAUGCCAGGCAGUCCAAAAUGGCAGUCCAGAAAAGUCACCUUCAGAAUCAUGUCCUAUCCUUCAGACCUACCACAGCUCACGGUGGAUCAAAUCGUGGCAAAGGCUCUCAGAAUGUGGAGUAAGCAGAUCCCACUGAACUUCAGGAGGGUGAGGUGGGGGACUGCGGACAUCAUGAUUGGCUUCGCUACGGGAGAUCACGGAGACAGCUUCCCAUUUGAUGGGCCCGGAAACACUCUAGGUCAUGCCUUUGCGCCUGGGCCAGGCCUGGGAGGAGACGCCCACUUUGACGGGGAUGAACAGUGGACAGAUGGUGAUGGUGCAGGUGUGAACUUCCUGUAUGCUGCCACCCACGAGUUCGGCCACUCUCUGGGUCUGAGUCAUUCUUCUGUUCCUGGGUCUGUGAUGUACCCUACCUAUGAAAACGGCCAUACAGAAGACUUUGGACUUACAGAAGAUGACAUUGAAGGCAUUCAGAAGUUAUACGGAAAGAGGAAUGAUUCACAGAAGAUGUAGACACUUCAGAGAGACUGUUUGUACAAUCAUUGGGUUGUCUGUUGCAUUCCCCAAUCAGAAUGAGCAAACUCCCUUCCUGGACUACAUGUGCUUCAUUUUUUCCUAGUACUGGGGUGGGCUCUGCAUACCCUCUGAGGCUCAUCUUUACUGGAUGAUUCUGACUAGUCUCAGGUGACAUGCAGUUGAUAGACAUAAAUAAAUAUGUGCACAAGUAAUCCCAUUGUUAUUCCAUGGAGAAAUUACUCAUGUUUGAGAGAACAUUUUCAGUGACAAAGGAAGAUGAAUCAAAGACAAGGUCAGAAUGGAUCCAGCUAUAUUAUUUGAGGUUCUUCCAGUACAUCUUCACCAAAUGGAGCAGGUGGGCAUGCCGCCUCUAGUUAGUCACUGGUAUAGCCCCAAGCUAUAACACUUCCCUAUCCUUUGGGCUCAAGCCAUCUCUGAGUCCUCUGUGAAGCCAAAUUCUUCCCACAGAACGCCUAAGCUCCCGAGGACUUCGGCUUCACAGUUAAAACCAGCUCUAAGUUCCUGUCCCAAUGCCUCUCC